AUGAAGUUUUGUCCUACCAUUAAGAAUGUCCUCCUUCUGGACUCUGAAGGAAGGCGUAUGGCAGUUAAGUAUUAUACUGAUGAAUGGACGACUAAUGGCGCAAAAUUAGCUUUUGAAAAGUCCAUCUUUAGUAAAACACAGAAGACAAAUGCAAGGACUGAAGCGGAGAUAGUCAUGUUUGAGAAUAACGUUGUGGUGUAUAAGUUCAUACAAGAUUUGCACUUCUUCGUAACUGGAGGUGAUGAUGAAAACGAAUUGGCUUUGGCCACAGUCCUGCAGGGGUUUUUUGAUGCAGUGACCCUUCUCCUAAGGGGUAAUGUUGAUCAACGGGAGGCACUUCAAAACUUAGAUAUGAUGUUUCUAUGCCUUGAUGAGAUUGUUGAUGGAGGAAUGAUUCUUGAAACUGAUGGGAAUAUGAUUGCCGGGAAAGUAGCUACACAUAGCAUGGAUGAUGGGGCUCCCUUGUCCGAACAGACUAUUACUCAAGCAUUGGCAACGGCUCGUGAACAUUUGACAAGAUCGCUUCUCAGAUAA
This is a messenger RNA of Cynara cardunculus var. scolymus (artichoke), 534 nucleotides long. RefSeq names its product coatomer subunit zeta-1-like. Gene Ontology annotation, cellular component: COPI vesicle coat. Bases 1 to 534 code for a protein of 177 amino acids. Lineage: Eukaryota; Viridiplantae; Streptophyta; Magnoliopsida; Asterales; Asteraceae. Gene Ontology annotation, biological process: intracellular protein transport; intra-Golgi vesicle-mediated transport; retrograde vesicle-mediated transport, Golgi to endoplasmic reticulum. The transcript is spliced from 6 exons. The record is from RefSeq and is a predicted model, not a curated record.